Molecule: messenger RNA, 1787 nt
Organism: Arvicanthis niloticus (Nile rat)
Lineage: Eukaryota; Metazoa; Chordata; Mammalia; Rodentia; Muridae
Gene: Cdx1
Product: caudal type homeobox 1
Biological process (GO): anterior/posterior axis specification; animal organ morphogenesis; embryo development
Cellular component (GO): nucleus
Molecular function (GO): RNA polymerase II transcription regulatory region sequence-specific DNA binding; DNA-binding transcription factor activity, RNA polymerase II-specific
Source: RefSeq, a predicted model, not a curated record
CGGGUCCAGGUGAGCAGUCGCUGGUCGUCGGGGCGGCCGGCCGGCGCGGCGGCUCCAGGGCCCAGCAUGCGCGGGGGACCCUGCGGUCACCAUGUACGUGGGCUAUGUGCUGGACAAGGACUCCCCCGUGUACCCGGGCCCCGCCAGGCCAUCCAGCCUCGGCCUGGGCCCUCCGACCUACGCGCCCCCCGGGCCGGCGCCUGCGCCCCCGCAGUACCCCGACUUCGCGGGUUACACGCACGUGGAACCGGCGCCCGCGCCCCCUCCGACCUGGGCUGCGCCCUUCCCUGCGCCCAAGGACGACUGGGCAGCUGCCUAUGGCCCGGGCCCCGCGGCCCCCGCCGCCAGCCCGGCCCCGCUGGCCUUCGGGCCCCCUCCGGACUUUAGCCCGGUGCCCGCGCCUCCCGGGCCCGGGCCCGGCAUCCUGGCCCAGUCCCUCGGGGGUCCGGGCGCACCGUCUUCGCCAGGAGCGCCAAGGCGGACGCCCUACGAAUGGAUGCGGCGCAGCGUGGCGGCUGCAGGCGGCGGUGGCAGCGGUAAGACUCGGACCAAGGACAAGUACCGUGUGGUCUAUACAGACCACCAACGCCUAGAGCUGGAAAAGGAGUUUCACUACAGCCGGUACAUCACCAUCCGGCGCAAGUCGGAGCUGGCUGCUAACCUGGGGCUCACAGAGAGGCAGGUAAAGAUCUGGUUCCAGAACCGCCGGGCCAAGGAGCGCAAAGUAAACAAGAAGAAACAGCAGCAGCAGCAGCCCCCUAUGCCUCCCACACAGCUGCCUCUGCCCCUGGAUGGCACCCCCACACCAUCAGGGCCACCCCUGGGUAGUCUAUGCCCCACCAAUGCUGGCCUUCUGGGCACACCCUCGCCAGUGCCAGUCAAGGAGGAGUUUCUACCUUAGGCCCUUCCAGCCUGGGGUCCAGGGAUCUAGGGACUUGAAUGUUGGGCCCCUGGCUUUGCUGGGACCCAAGGAGCCUGUCUGAGUUCCAGCCCUGCUGUUGACCUUAGGACACUUAGGACACUGCUCUUGUCACUGUGGACAAAUUGCCUAUCUAGGACAAGUAGCUUGCCCACUCCCUGCCUUCCAUUGGCUGGGCUGUGUGAUGAGCCUGUUGGACAAGCUCUUAUGUCCUGCCUGGGCCACGGGGUGAUGGGGAAGCCCAGUGAGAAGUCUCAAUCACCUGGGGAUUCCACAAGAUUCAGAGGGCGCAAUGAGCUGUCAAGACAAGGUUGAGGCUCCAUUGUCUCCUCCAGAGUUCCAGAGUGAGGUGGACGGCUGCUGUAUGGACCAGACUGGCUCUGGAGAGGAGUCCAUGUUGAGAGAAGGUGGUACACGAGUCUAGACUCCCAUGUGAAGCACAAGGCUGAUAUCUAUCCCACCUGUCUCCUCCUCCAGCCUCACCUUCACCUGACCUAGCGCCCCAUGCUCCGGCCCUCCCCAUCCUGGAGGUAGCCACAAAGCCAUCAGGACUGGGCAUGAGGAAGAGGCUGGGCAAUUGGCCACUGCUCUUGAGACAGAACUUGCCCCCUCCUUAACAUCCGGAGAGGCCUGUGGAUGGAAGGGAAGGCUCUCAAUGUAGACUCUAUGAGUCUACCUACCUGCUCGUGCCCAUCUUCCCACAGGUUUCCCAUCACACCUAGGGAGCCCCCAGACCAUGGGGGACUCACAGCUGUACAGGAGUUAAGCAGAGUGGAAUCUCUUGGAUGCAGCUUCAGGAAUAAGUUUUUCCCUUUUAAACAAUUUAUAAAAAUCAUACAUAGCAUUAAAGGAAUUUUUUUUUAAAGUU